AUAUACCAAAGUAUGGCCCGUCUUUAAAAGGCGCAUGCUAGUUUAAAGGGGUGUAUUAGCUGCUGGCUAGUUAGCAUCAUCACUGGCCAUUUUAGAAUGUCCAGCUCGUGACAAACUGGAAUUUCUCUCGUGCAUCGUGGUAAAAUGAUGAACGCUACCUGGAGCGAUAAACGAAUCACGGGGAUCUGGUCGGGUGUCCGUAGUAUAUCCCUCGCGUCCGACUCAUUGAAGAAGAACUCCUCGUCCAAUUUGAGGAUCCACUGUGGUAGAUAGCAGAGAAAUAAAACAACAGCAUGUCAUCGUGUUGGCCAAAGCUGCUGUUAUAUUUGGCUUCACAGCACACAACCAGAACACUUCUCAACAAGAGCACUUCUGUUUGUUCAACGAUCCCCAAUCUGAGACACUAUACCUGUGGAAAGAAUCGGUCCAGGAGGAGAGUAGCAAUCACUGGAAUAGGACUUGUCUCUCCUCUCGGCACAGGGACUACUCUACCUUGGAACCAGCUGAUUAGUGGUGCCAGUGGGAUCGUCGCCCUUCACUCUGAGAUGUAUAAGACAGUUCCCUGUAAAGUGGCAGCCCUGGUGCCCCGAGGGGAUGGAGAGGGCCAGUUCAAGGAUGAGAGAUUUGCCACACGUGGGGAGAUCAACAGUAUGUCACCAGCCACUGUCAUGGCUCUCGGUGCCGCCCAGCUGGCACUGGAGGAUUCUGGGUGGUAUCCCAGCAGCCCUGAGGAGCAGCUGACCACAGGGGUGGCGGUGGGGAUGGGCAUGGUUUCUCUGGACGAGAUCGCCAAGACGUCGGCCAUCUUCCAAGCAAAAGGUUACAGUAAGGUCAGCCCCUUCUUUGUGCCUCGUAUCCUGGUCAACAUGGCUGCCGGUCACAUCAGCAUCAAGCACAAACUGAAAGGUCCCAACCACGCCGUUUCCACCGCCUGCACCACUGGAGCCCAUGCCCUCGGUGACGCAGCCAGGUUCAUCGCCCACGGAGACGCCGUCGCCAUGGUAGCGGGUGGGACAGAAGCCUGCGUGGGACCUCUGUCAAUCGCGGGGUUCGCCAGGGCGAGGGCUCUGAGUACCCACUGGAACGACCAGCCCAGGCUGGCAUCACGGCCCUUCCACCCAGAGCGGGAUGGGUUUGUGAUGGGUGAAGGGUCUGCGGUGGUGCUCCUGGAGGAGUGGGAGCAUGCUCUGAGGAGGGGGGCCAGGGUGUAUGCUGAGGUGCUGGGGUACGGCCUGUCAGGGGACGCCAGCCACAUCACAGCCCCCACUGCUGAUGGAGACGGAGCCUUCAGGUGCAUGUCUGCAGCACUCCGAGACGCCGGUGUGGAACCAGCCCAUGUGACGUACGUGAACGCACACGCCACCUCUACACCACUAGGUGACGCUGCAGAGAACGCCGCCAUCAAGAGACUGUUCCAUCAGCACGCCGCCGCCCUGGCUGUCUCCUCCACUAAAGGGGCCACGGGGCAUCUCCUGGGGGCUGCCGGGGCCCUAGAGGCAGCCUUCACUGCCCUGGCCUGUUACCACAGCACUUUGCCACCCACCCUCAACCUGGACCGCACCGAGCCAGAGUUUGACCUGAACUAUGUGCCCUGCACAGCACAGCAGUGGAAGACAGAGGGCAGGCGGGUAGCUCUCACUAACUCUUUUGGGUUUGGGGGGACUAACGCGUCGCUGUGUCUCGCCAGUGUCUGAAAAGCUUGUCUGAAGGAUUCACUUCUUACUGGUUUUGUGUUGAUUUCAGAUUCUUUAUAGAUUCCUAGUAUUUCAGUUUCAAAAUGUUCUCAAUAUUAUAUUGGGACAUGUAAUGCAAACAUCAAUCAUACAAUUCUGAUCAAAGUUUCCAUUUUGAUCAUUCAAAUACAGAUAUGCUUUGUGUACUUGAA
Salmo salar (Atlantic salmon) is the source of this 1885-nucleotide messenger RNA. Lineage: Eukaryota; Metazoa; Chordata; Actinopteri; Salmoniformes; Salmonidae. The record is from RefSeq and is a predicted model, not a curated record.